AUGCCCUCUUCCUACGAAACAAGUUCAGGUCCGAAUUUGUCCGAAAAGCCAGACUUAACUGCCCCGAACAAUGCUGUUCCGGGUGACAGUAGUCAGACCGGAUCCGUCGAUAUUGAAGAUGUUGGUGAGGUCUUCCAACAAGCCCAAUACCGGGCUCUCGGCUGGAAACGUACAGUCAUCAUCUUGAUGAAGCUCUGUUUCGCGACUGGCGUUUUAACUAUUCCGUCUGCAUUUAGCGCAGUAGGGUAUGGGCCGGGGAUUAUUCUCCUUGUGAGCUGGGGAACCCUUACGACUUGUGAGUUCUCAACAAUGCUCUUCGGUCUUGGCCCUUGUCUGCACUUUGUAGUCACUUACAAUAUGGAUUACGCCUACGUCAUGUACGCCUUCAGAAUGCGGUAUCCCGGUGUACACAAUAUCGCCGAUGCCGCUGCCCUAAUGGGUGGUCCCGUGGCUCGUGAAGUUGCAGGCGGUCUGUUCCUUUUGACCUGGGUGCUAGCUUCUGGCUCUGGCUUCGUUGGCCUGGCGGAAGGAUUCAAGACACUCUCUAACCGACCAGUCUGCAACAUCGUUUGGACUCUCGUCGCAGCAACGUGUACGGCACUAAUCUCCAGCAUUCCAACGCUUGGAAGAUUGUCGAUCUUGGCAUGGAUUGGGUUUGCCUCGAUAUUCACGGCCGUAUUCAUUGUAGUAGUUGGCGUUACUCAGGUCGAUAGACCAGCCGCUGCUCCUCAGGAGGGUCCCUAUGACAUGGAGGUUCACUCCAUUGGUGCUCCUGCGUUUGUUCCCGGGGUAGUUGCCACCAUCAAUCUCUUCGUUGGCUACGGAUCGACACCUACAUUUAUGCCAGUCAUUGCAGAAAUGAAAAGCCCUAAAUCGUUCACGAAAUCGCUUUUCUCGUCUCAGCUUUUCUUGGGGGCAUGCUAUGUCUCUUUUGGGACCGUUGUCUACAUGUAUUGUGGCAAAUAUGUCGCAAGUCCAUCACUGGGGAGCGCAGGCGGAACGCUGGAGAAGAUAGCCUACGGCAUUUCCAUCCCCGGCUUCAUCAUGACUACCACGCUGUGGGUGCAUCUGGCCGCCAAGUUUUUACUUGUUCGCAUUCUCCGCAACUCGGUUCAUCUGCAGAACAAAAGUGUCGUUCAUUGGGUUACAUGGCUCGGAUCAACUUUGGGAAUCAGUGCACUUGCCUUUGUCAUUGCUGAAGCAGUGCCAUUUUUCAGUUACCUGGUUGGUCUCAUCGGCUCUAUCUGCUGCAUGCCAACGUGUCUCAUUAUUCCUGCGUUUAUGGGUCUGUACAUGGAUUGGGAAGUACGAUCCUUGAGUAAAGCAAAGAUGGGUCUGUGUCUAUUGCAUUGCUUCACGGUUGUUUUGGCAUCUUUCAUGACGGUGGUUGGAACGUAUACCACUAUUCAGAGCAUCGUUGAUGCCUACAGAUCCGGUGACGUUGGCUCGGCAUUCACAUGCUGA
This is a messenger RNA of Colletotrichum gloeosporioides, 1464 nucleotides long. Its product is annotated as N amino acid transport system protein. Gene Ontology annotation, biological process: amino acid transmembrane transport. Gene Ontology annotation, molecular function: amino acid transmembrane transporter activity. Gene Ontology annotation, cellular component: vacuolar membrane. The record is from RefSeq and is a predicted model, not a curated record. Bases 1 to 1464 code for a protein of 487 amino acids. The transcript is spliced from 10 exons. NCBI's taxonomy places the organism in Eukaryota, Fungi, Ascomycota, Sordariomycetes, Glomerellales, Glomerellaceae.